Molecule: messenger RNA, 1141 nt
Organism: Gamsiella multidivaricata
Lineage: Eukaryota; Fungi; Mortierellomycota; Mortierellomycetes; Mortierellales; Mortierellaceae
Exons: 3
Coding region: 255-1013 (252 amino acids)
Biological process (GO): mRNA splicing, via spliceosome
Cellular component (GO): U2 snRNP; U5 snRNP; catalytic step 2 spliceosome
Molecular function (GO): RNA binding
Source: RefSeq, a predicted model, not a curated record
UGAAUUCGGCGAAGCAGAGUCGAUUUGCAGGCCAUGUGUUGUCGUGGCUCCAUCGUAUUUGCGUGCACCAACAGCUGCGAGAAGAUGCAUCUCAGUUGAACACAGUAAAGCCAUAGUAGGCGCAAGAUAUUAGGGCCAAUUGGCUCACGCCAGGGUGGAUCUUAAAACACUAGGAACAUAACGCAUAUCAGCGGUCGACUAACAGCAGCGCUUGGUCGUUAUGUACUGUAUAGGCGAUCUCCAAAAACUCAAAAAUGAUGAACCUGAUCAACUUCAGGCUCAGGAUCACAUUAUCGGACUCGCGCGUUCUGACAGGACAGAUGCUGGCUUUCGACAAGCACAUGAAUCUGGUUCUGGCAGACUGUGAAGAAUUCAGAAAAGUUAAGGCAAAGGCGGGAGCCAAGGCACCUUCAGGACAGGCAGAGCGCGAGGAAAAGAGGACUCUUGGACUUGUCAUCCUCCGCGGCGAAACGAUCGUCAGUUUAAGUGUCGACGGACCACCACCACCAAGUGUUGAAGACCAAAAGGCGCGCAUCUCACAGCUUUCAGCAGGAUCAGGCAUGGCAGCACCGGCAGGACGCGGCAUGCCAGUUAUUCCGGGAGCAGCCCCAGGAUUGACCGGUCCAGUGCGUGGCGUUGGCGGACCAGCCCCGGGAAUGAUGUUACCCCGUGAUCCAACAGCAGCAGCACCCCCAAUGCCAUACGGUCGUGGAAUGCCUCCUCCUGGUGCCAUGUUGCCCCCUGGCAUGCCGCCACCAGGGUUCCGUCCAGCCCCAGGCAUGAUGCCACCGCCCGGUAUGCCCCAUGGCAUGGCCCCUCCAGCUGGCUUCCGACCUAUGGGUCAGCCCGGUGGAGUGGCUCCUCCUGGCUUCCGCCCGCCUCCAGGCAUGCCUCCUGGUAUGCCCCCACCAGGCUUCCAGCCAGGUUUUCCUCCUGGCCCUCCCCCAGGAUUCCAGGGCCCUCCUCCUGGCUUCCGUCCCCCACCUCCUGGAUACCAAAGACCCCCCCAAUAAAGCUGACCAAUUUUGGAGGACUGAACAUACAAAGACCAAAAGACGACCAUUAAUUGUUGUCAUGAAAAUAAUGGAUACUCAGUUGAUUAAAUUCGUCAGUUGGAACUGAGAUCCUUCAAUGUGUCUGG